Molecule: messenger RNA, 1445 nt
Organism: Durotheca rogersii
Lineage: Eukaryota; Fungi; Ascomycota; Sordariomycetes; Xylariales; Xylariaceae
Product: putative snare protein
Exons: 5
Coding region: 368-958 (196 amino acids)
Biological process (GO): endoplasmic reticulum to Golgi vesicle-mediated transport
Cellular component (GO): Golgi apparatus
Molecular function (GO): SNAP receptor activity
Source: RefSeq, a predicted model, not a curated record
ACAUGUGAUCAAGGAUAGACCAUUAGCUGCCUUAGAAGGUACCUAAGGCCCCUAAGGGGGCAGCCAAGGGUCGGGGCUUCGAGACACUGACUUCACCUCACCUCUACCACACCUCCAUUCUUCUUAUCCACAUCCAGCCCAUCCACCCGUCCCGACCGUCUCAACAACACACCUCCAUUGAUUCCCGAACCCACAUCCUCUCAACGCUACCUUCGCCAGCUUAUACUCCCGAGAGGUCCGACUAAACCGCCGAUCAGCCAGACAGCGACAAGACUACGCCACCUACUCAACCACCACCCAUUCAUUCUAUCCAAGCUCCCGCCUUCUCGAUUCUUAGAGCUGCCUCGUCAGCUCCCUUGCCGCCAUCAUGAAGCUGUUUUACAUUGGAAUCAUCCAGAACGAGACCAAGCCCGGCGUCGAGCUUUGCGCCGAGAAGGAGCUCUCUGCCUACUCGCGCUUCACCCGUGGAAGCUAUGAGGAGUUCAUGACCAUGUUCGCGAAGACGGUGGCGGAGCGGACGAGGCCGGGGCAGAGACAAGAUGUCGAACAACAAGACUAUACAUUCCAUGCGUACGGUCGAACGGAGGGCGUCUGCGGCAUCAUCAUAUCGGACCAGGAGUACCCGGCGUUGGUGGCGCACCAGCUUCUGUCUAAGGUCGUGGACGAGUUCUUAUCUGCGCAUCCGCGCUCCUCCUGGUCCUCCGGCCAGCCCGUCACCAUGCCCGAGCUCCGCGGCUAUCUCGAAAAGUACCAAGACCCCCACCAGGCCGACUCCAUCAUGAAGAUUCAGCGCGAGCUCGACGAGACCAAGAUCACCCUCCACAAGACGAUCGAGAGCGUCCUCCAGCGCGGCGAGAAGAUCGACGACCUCGUCGCCAAGAGCGACGGCCUCAGCAAUCAGAGCAAGAUGUUCUAUCAGCAAGCCAAGAAGCAAAACUCCUGCUGUGUCCUCAUGUAGAUUCUCCUUUGCGUUGCUACCUAUGCGUAGCGGCCGUUAAAUGUUCGUUAGAAUGUGUCUCUACCUCAGCACGACGACACGAGAGCCUUUAGGUUGGUUAUGUGGACGGUUAUUUUCAUUUCGUCUAUCUAUGCUCACGAGCAAAUACGAUUCACCCGGAUACGUAUGGGGGAGGAGCAAGCGGCGGAGGGGUUGAGACUCAUUCGUUGGCAGAUCGUGCAAAGGGCAUUCCCGUGUACUAAGGGAGGGGCGUGGUGAGUUGGAACUGGGACGCCACGCAGACAUGGCUACAUAUAGAAGACCCGAACAAGCCGGCAGGCAUGCAGAUGGGCAUGCAUAAUGCAGUAUGAGACGGUCAGACGCCCAUAUCAACGACAACGAAGUUGCUGAAACCUGGCAUGGUAUGAGGGGAAGAGAUGGCUGUAUUGUGGACCACUCAGGCCUAGAUUCAAACUCGGCUAUGACAAAUAAACCCUGUAGAUCUUGU